Messenger RNA from Paraphaeosphaeria sporulosa, 1515 nucleotides. Its product is annotated as MFS general substrate transporter. Gene Ontology annotation, molecular function: transmembrane transporter activity. The transcript has 2 exons. Gene Ontology annotation, biological process: transmembrane transport. The record is from RefSeq and is a predicted model, not a curated record. Bases 1 to 1515 code for a protein of 504 amino acids. Lineage: Eukaryota; Fungi; Ascomycota; Dothideomycetes; Pleosporales; Didymosphaeriaceae.
AUGGUGAGCGAAGAGCGCAUUCAAGAGCCGUAUCAUUUGUACACUGUGAAGGAGAAGUGGGUCUUGGUGGCAAUCGCGGGUGCGGCCGCCUCAAUUCCAAUGCUCACGUUCAACAUGUACCUCCCGGCUCUGGGAAGAAUUGCUACGGAUUUGGAGAUCGGUGCUGAGGCUACCAACUUAACCAUCAUGGCGUAUUUGAUGAUGCAAGGGGUUGCGCCGCUUUUUUGGGGUCCUCUGUCUGAUAGUUUCGGUCGCCGAUCGGUCUACCUCGCUACCUUUUCGCUCUACGUUACCUCCUGCGUAGUAUUGAGUUUCUCACCAACUUACGCGGUCCUGUUGUUCUUUCGCAUGGCACAAGCAGCCAGCAUUGCAUCCAGUGUGUCCAUCGGAUAUAGCAUCAUUCGCGACAUCUCCACGCCACCCGAGUGCGACCGGUUUCACUGCUUUUUCCAAGGUGUCCGUAACGGAACCUUAGUUCUGUCGCCGAUUCUUGGCGGGUUACUCUCCAAUUGGACGGACUUUAGGUGUCUGUUUGUCCUCCUGUUCGCACUGGGAACAACAGUACUUGUUGCAAUUGCCUUCCUACUCCCCGAGACGCUCCGCAGUAUUGCGGGCAACGGCUCCGUACCGUUGGUGAACAUACAUGAGCCGUUGGUGUGGAAAUGUAAGGUCUUUGGAAAGCCUGCACACACGAAUGAGGGCUUGCAGCCUGCUGCAAGACCUAUCACGCCAAGGAGGAAGUUUCUGGAGCCACUUUACCUUUUCCAAAAUCGUGUUGUCCUCUUGAGCCUCAUCUUCAACAGCAUAGUCUUCAUGAUCUGGAUGAUGAUGACGGUCAGCACAACUACACUUUUCGAGAAGGCAUUUGGGCUCAACGGAGCCCUGGUCGGCCUGGCUUUUGUUCCCAACUUUCUCGGCGCCAUCGCUGGCUCGGCUCUUAUUGGCAACUUGCUGGACAACGACCUCAGACGCGCAUACUCGGCAUACAAACAUGCGCAUUUCCUCCCUUCGAACACCAGCCUUUCUCGGCACUCCAUACCGACUGACUUCGCUCUCGAGCAUGUGCGCCUGAGGCGUGUUCCAAUAUUCAUCACUGUAUUGGUCACUUCGCUUGCGUUCUACGGAUACACGCUCGCAUAUUCCAGUCUGACGUCUCUGGGCGGCUGGAUUUGUAUACCUUUGUUGCUUCAGUUUCUCAUCGCAGCGACAGCACAUGCAAUAUGUGGCGUACAACAAACCCUUCUCUCAGACCUAUGGCCAAGUGACGACUCGGAUGCAGCGUCGGCUGCGAGCAACCUCGCACGAUCCGUAUUUGCUGCCAUUGGUGUUGCCGUAGUGGAGAAGAUCAUAGAAUGCAUAAGAGUUGGACCAACAUUCCUGGCUUUGGGACUUGUAGUAAUGGUUUUAGUACCGUUGCCGAUUGUGCAGUGGUACUUCGGCGAAUCGUGGAGAGCGGCAAGAGGAGCAAACAGGGGAGGUGCGCCGACCAAGGGUUCCCGGACGACCAACGUGUAG